GACUUUCCUCCCAAUAAGAUUCUUAUAGCCAUAGCUUUUGGUUCUUUUUAAAUACCAUGAUAUGGAUUUCAUUUUCUUCAAGUCCUUCAAGCCACAUAAAUAUAGUUCAAACUUAUUAGUCUAUUUCCAUGGCUUUUUCGGAUUUUCCUGAUAUAUUUUCCUGGAUUCAAAACCUUCCACCACUCCCUCACUGGAAAACAAAUUCCAUUUCUCUAUGUAUAUGUUCACCUAGUCCAUCCCAACCAUCCCUUAAACUCUCUAUAGCCAACAAUCGUCAAACUUCAAAUCCCUCUUUCUCUAUAGUCGUGGAUUUUAAUCUCCCUAUCUCUCUUUGGACCUCGAAACCCUUGAAGCUUAGCUCCAAAUGCACUAAGUUACUCGAUCAAGAAGCUAUAACCAAUCUCUUUAUUAAUUUUAUCAAAGAUGUUCUUCGUUAUGGCUCAAACAAUAACAGCUCCUUGAGUAUCAAAUUCCCAAAGCUAGAUUCCAUUGCCAACUUCAAAGACAUCUUCAACACCGCGUUUCUCACGCUGUUGUUCCUGAUUUGCAUCUAUGAAGCUCCUGGAGAUCUUCGUUCUGAAUGUCUUAAUAUUUUGAAAAACCAUUUGGCAAAUUGUGGAUCAAGACGUGGAACAAAGUUGCUGAUGAAACUGUUGGGAUCUAACUUGGAAGAACAAUGGAUGAGGUCCAUAAAUCUCGCUAUUACUAAUUGGAUUGUAGAACUCCAAUCAAGUAGCCAAGGAAUUCUAAAAGCACCAUCACCACUUUUCUCUUAUGCGAUUUCGACAUUUGGGCUGUGGAAAGUUCAGUUGUAUUGCCCUUUAAUAGCCAUGCCUGUUGAGAACUCGAGUGGUCCUAAUUCAGCUGAUGAUAGAUUGGGAUUCUCUUUGAAUUACCACCAGCUUGAAGGUGUGCUUCAAUUCAACUACAGAGUUACCAUUCGACAGAUGUGGGUCGAAGUGAUGGUAAAUAUUGAUAACAUAAGGUGCGAUGUCAUAAAACUUUUGAACAAGACACUACUAUCCGAGAGAGGUUUUGGGGCAUCAGAAAAACAUUUCCCUUCGCGAAUAUCUUUGCGACUCACACCAACUUUGCAAACAAACAUAAUAAGCGUUUCAGUGAGCAAAUCUUCAGAGAAUCCCACAAGAGAGAUUGGGAUAGAGAAAAGCAUAGAAGGUGCAUUUGAACCACCAAACCCUUACUUGGGUCUCAAGGUAUCUGCGGGAGAGACGGUAACAAUGAGCUUGAAACCUUGGAAAUUUGAAGAAUCUGUCCACGGAUACUCUGCAAAUCUGAAUUGGUAUCUCCACGACAGUGUCGAUGGAAGAGAGGUUUUCUCUUCGAAGCCAUCGAAGAUCUCGUUGAUCAACCCCAAGGCUUGGUUUCGAGAUAGAUAUUCUAGUGCUUAUAGGCCUUUCACAAGGCAAGGGGGGGUGGUUUUUGCCGGUGAUGAAUAUGGAGAGAGGGUUUUCUGGAAGGUUGAUAAAGGUUCAAUUGGAAAGACAAUGGAAUGGGAAAUAAAAGGAUGGAUUUGGUUAACAUAUUGGCCUAAUAAACAUAGAACGUUUUAUAGUGAGACUAGGAGGCUGGAAUUCAGGGAAAUCCUUGACCUCACAAUUUCAUCCCAAGUCUAAAUUAAAGAUGAGAUUUAAAUAAAGAAAGUGUAAAAGAAGAGAGACCUCUGAAUUGUUUUACAUAUAUGUGUGGAGUUGUAAACCUUUUUUUUUUUUUUUUUUUUUUUAUGUAGUUGGGCUGGGUUGGGGGUGGUUUUUUCAAACUUGUAUUAUAAAAUUAAUAUUGUUUUUCUUGAUGAUGUAUAAUUCUAAUAUGAAGUUUUAUAGAAAUGAACAAAAAUGCCCAUCUUUUGUUUAA
Molecule: messenger RNA, 1872 nt
Organism: Ziziphus jujuba (common jujube)
Lineage: Eukaryota; Viridiplantae; Streptophyta; Magnoliopsida; Rosales; Rhamnaceae
Exons: 2
Coding region: 129-1634 (501 amino acids)
Source: RefSeq, a predicted model, not a curated record